Molecule: messenger RNA, 722 nt
Organism: Trypanosoma cruzi
Lineage: Eukaryota; Euglenozoa; Kinetoplastea; Trypanosomatida; Trypanosomatidae
Exons: 1
Biological process (GO): 7-methylguanosine mRNA capping
Molecular function (GO): methyltransferase cap1 activity
Source: RefSeq, a predicted model, not a curated record
AUGUACGCAGGUCUCUUUAAGAAGCGGCCACGUGAAGCCGAUGCAGCUUCCCACGGGAACGCACCGGAAGACAGUGGGGAUGCAUCGAGCAGGGCCGCCGGCAUCUCGUCACCCACGCUGUCUCCCCGCACUGUGUACCACUAUCCCUCGAUGCUGCCAUUCCCAACGGUGAUAGAUUCUGAAUUUCCCGCUGAGUCGUAUCGUUCCCGCAGCAAAGACGUAAAGGCGGCUAUUCAUUGGGGCCAGCGGAAACUCUUACUUUCUGAGAUUCAGCUCCUCUCCAUAUAUGCUCGGCCGAAUGUGUCUUAUCACAUUGUCUACGCAGGGUCAGCCCCCGGAACUCAUCUUGCAUUUCUUGACGAACUGUUUCAGAGUCGACACACCUGGGAACUUGUGGAUCCGGGAAGAUUUGAUCGGCCCGUGCUGGAGUCACGACCGAAUUUUUCUCUUCGUAACGAAUUUUUUACAAACGUGACAGCCUAUGGCAUUAAUGCGCGCCGUCUUUUGGAGGUGCUUCCUGGGCUGGGAACCGUUUACCGUUGUGUUGCCCUGGACGGUGCGUGGUCAACAAAGAAGGAAAUCCACCAAAAGCUUCAGAGCAUCGUUGGAACGAUUGAUGUGGCCCGUGGCACGGAAGAUAUCCCAUCCAUGUACGAACCGCGGUUGGAUCUUCCCUUUGGCUUUGAGCUUCUUUGCUACGUUGGUAUGGAGCGAAGCAAGCC